CUUUUUUUUACAUAGAGUUAUUUGUAAAUAUAAUUUUAAAAUUAACGCAAACUCAAUAAAAAAAUGAUCUUUCAUUCAAAUCAUUGGAUAUUACUUACUUGUCUCUACUGCUUGUUUAAACUAAAUAUUGCAUUGAUUGAACCGGGUUUUCAGAAAUAUACAGUAGAACUAGAGAAAAAUGAAAAUAAAAAGAAUGUUUCCUUCAGUAAAUCCAUGUUUAAGGACACAGAAAUUUCAUUCAGAAUAUCUUGUAAAGGAAAAAUAAACAGUAACUUUACUCUUGGAAUAGCGUUGUUCGUGAGUCAAUGUCAUUUUAACAAAUCAGAUGAAAACUAUAAUGAAAUGUCAAUAUUACUUCCAUGUCAUGAAAAUGUUAUAGUGAAUAAAGAUUUUUUAUCACAAGUUGUUUUUGACAAUCAGUCACCAGUAAACAGUGAGGCAAAAUACAAUGACUCAGGGUCAAAUCAAAUAGGUCUUUUACCUGAUGGAAAACAAAGAAAAAAGUUUAAUAUAAACAAGUUACCAAAAACUCAGAUAAAGGGUCUUUAUUCUCUGUUGUUGUUUUUUCAAGGAAAAGAAAUGACAUUUGAAGUUACAAUUAGUGCUAUGCAUGAUGACUCCUAUCUUUCUUCGAUGAACUGGCCAUUAUUACCGUUUUAUGGUGCAAUGUCGUUAAUGUAUUUAACAUUUGCAAUUGCUUGGUUUAUUGCUUCAUGCUGCAAUUGGAGAGAUUUACUACGUGUACAGUUUUGGAUUGGAGCUGUUGUUGCCAUAGGAAUGCUGGAAAAUGCUUUGUUUUAUACUGAGUACAGGAAUAUAAGCACUUAUGGAGAAACAAAUGGCUUGCUUUACUUUGCGGAAUUUGUAUCUUGUAUUAAAAGGACCUUAGCAAGAAUUCUUGUCAUCAUUGUUAGCCUUGGCUUUGGAAUAGUCAAACCUCGCCUCGGUCAAAUGUUUAAUCGUGUACUUAUUAUUGGUUUUUUGUACAUGGUUUUAUCAACGGUUGAAGCAUUUAUUCGAGUUCAUGAUGAUAGCAAAGUAGUUUCCAAAACUCAAAUGUAUGCUUUGAUUCCGCUUACUAUAAUAGAUGUCAUUAUUUGUUGGUGGGUGUUUACUUCUCUUGUGCAAACAACAAGAACAUUAAGAAUAAGAAAAAACACGGUCAAGUUGACUUUGUAUCGCCACUUUACUAACACCCUCAUUUUUGCAGUUUUAGCUUCUCUUGCUUAUAUGGUUUGGAUGAUUAAACAAGCAAAGCUCACUGAAUGUGUUGAUAUUGGGAGUAUUUGGCUUAGUGAGGCUUUAUGGCCAUUUCUUUUUGGCGUAAUACUAGCUGUUAUAAUGGUAUUGUGGCGACCGAGUAUAAAUAAUCAACGAUAUGCAUUCACACCAUUAGACCUUGAUGGUAGUGAUGAUGAAGACAAUGACAUGACAUUAUCAGAUGCAUUUUCUGGUAUGAAGAACAGAAGUAAAGACACUAGUGGUGUAAAAAAUAGAAAUCGUGCAGAAGAUGAUUUAAAGUGGGUUGAAGAAAAUAUUCCAUCAGUUCCUUCUACAUUGCUACCUACAAUAGACUCAGAUGAAGAAAUAUUGACAACCAAGUUUGAGAUGUCUAAAAUGAAUUAAAGAAUUACUUCAAAUGAGAUACUAAUAAAAAUUUUCUCCAGAAAAAUUGUUGCAUUCUUUUUGAAGUUCUUAUUAUACCAAAUAUUAGUUACAGAGAAACGAUUAUUGCACAAUCAACUGAUUUGCGGAUUAACAAUAUCUUUAUCGUAAAAAUAUAAACGCGAUAAAUUACAUUAUUUAUUUGUGCUAAAUCAAUGGUUUUGGUCUUUAUUUUUAUUUGUUUUCACAAUGUUUGAAUACGGCAUUAUAAAUUGCUUUAAUGGACAUAUAUUUUUGAAGAGUUUUUAGAUACGAAAAUAGUUCAAAUUAACAAAAUUUUAUCUUGAAUAAUUUUAUCAAAAUUAAAAAUAUCUACAUUUAAAUGGCUUAGCAUGCGUAGCUGUAUUAAGAGCAGCGACGGAUGUUGUAUAGACGUUCGGUUUCAACAUUUUUUUUUUUUUUAAUUGCUUAAUACAAUAAAAGUUAAUCGGCAUAGCAAUUAUAUAUAUAAAUUCCAGCAAAAAUCUAACCAAAUGCACUUGUAUUUUUAUUCAAAAAAUAUUCAUUAGAAAUGUGUCUGCUUUAAAGUGCGGGCCCAUUGGAAAAAGUCUGGAAACUAACCGAACUUAUAAUACAAAUUUUGAAUGUAGUUUUUUUUUUUUAUGCUGGGCUGUGAAGCUCUGCUUAUAAAUCUUUAUUAAAUGGAUAACUAUAUUUAUUUAUUUGUAUUAGAAGUUUCGAAAAUAUUUGAAAAUUUUGUAACCUAUUUAUUACGGAAUCAUGUUUUGAUAUAAAUUCAAUUUUAUUCAGAAAA
Hydra vulgaris (swiftwater hydra) is the source of this 2419-nucleotide messenger RNA. RefSeq names its product transmembrane protein 87B. The record is from RefSeq and is a predicted model, not a curated record. Lineage: Eukaryota; Metazoa; Cnidaria; Hydrozoa; Anthoathecata; Hydridae. Gene Ontology annotation, cellular component: membrane; Golgi apparatus. Gene Ontology annotation, biological process: retrograde transport, endosome to Golgi.